Messenger RNA from Durusdinium trenchii, 3271 nucleotides. The record is from the annotation of a GenBank genome assembly. NCBI's taxonomy places the organism in Eukaryota, Dinophyceae, Suessiales, Symbiodiniaceae.
AGAGCAUCCAAGUAGGAACUUGCGUCUCCGCAGCAAUGUCUAGGAGCCCUCGAGUGGAGCAAUCUCGAAAGACUCGUCAUCAUCGACACGGACCUUUAAGCUAUGAAAUCUUUCGCAGGAUGGACUCUUUGCAGCUACAUGCCCCCUUUGACCAGAAAGAAAGAGAGCUUGCGGACAAGAGAGCCAAAUGCCACGACACGGGCCGGAAGGAGGAAAAGUUGGCCACACGAGUGCGACAGUUCUUGAAUGUCCUAGUGGGUGUCAGCGUGGGCCUUGCAGCUGUCGUGGUUCGUCUCGGCUCUGACAAGCUGGGCAAUUGGCGCCGGGAGACCUUCAAGAACCUUUUGGCUGGCAAAGAGCACUGGGACUUGGAGUUUGGCGGAGUUGUCUUGCUUGCAAUGGGGAUGACAGCAGGGUUCGCAGUGCUGAGUACCGUGGCAGUGGUCCUGGUGCCCACCAGCAGUGGCUCCGGCAUCCCAGGUGUUUUGGCCUUCCUCAACGGAUGUGACCUACACGUCGCCCUUAGAGGCCAGGUCUUAGUAGCCAAGGUCUUUGGCACGAUUCUGUCUGUCGGAGGAGGCUUGGCUCUAGGCCCUGAAGGGCCCAUGGUCCACAUCGGUGCCAUUGUGGGGAUGUUGGUUUGCCGCCGCUGCUUGGCACCGGCACUGAAGCGGCUUGGGCCCUUUUCGCAAAAUUUGGAAGCAGAGCUCUCGCGACAGCCUUUGCGGUAUCACAUUCAGGCGGCGGUGAUGGGUGCAGGUGCUGGCAUCGCAGCAGCAUUCAAUGCGCCCUUGGCGGGCACGGUCUUUGUGGUGGAAGAGGCCGCAUCGUUUUUCUCCAAGAAACUUCUCUUACAUUCCUUCAUCAGCUGCACCUUCGCAGUUCUUACAUGCAAUGUCGUCUCUGACCUCGUCGGCCUAGAACGUGAGACCAUCUACACGCGCACUGCAGCUUGCGUUGGGGUGAUACAGUCUUGGAUGGAUAGCCCUUGGAUGUCCUUCCAUGUUGCAGUGGUUGGCGUGUUGUGCGGCUUGCUCGCUAUUUUCUUCAACAGAGUCGUUGUGGCACUCGGCAGUUACUUUGCUCAGGAGGCACAACAGCUAGGGAGGGGGCCGUCCUUGUUCCUCCGCCGGUUUGGCUUCUCCAUCCUUGUUGGCAGCUGUUGUGGUGCCUUCGCAGUUUGCCUCCCUCAAGCCCAGCCAUGCUUAGAUUCAAGCCUUCAGAAUGCUUUUCACGGAAGCAGUGGCUGCAUCAUGGAGGAAUGGUUGGAGCAGCUGGUAUCUGGUGCUCGCUAUGUGCCUACUAGCCUUCUACCAGAGGAGUUUCAAGAUGACAGUCCGAAGCACAAGGCUGGUUUCACCAUGAGCUACCAGCCACGGUACGGGCUUUUUGCAGCUCAGUAUGAUCCGCUGCAAUGCCCUGUUGCAAUAUCGCUGCAAAAAGACUGCCGAGUGAAGGGCAUCGAGAACUACAUAACCAAAGAGAUCAAUGUUUCCGCCACCGACUUUUGCUGCCGGUUUGACGACAUCACAUCUCUCAAGCAAGGAAAGUUCCACAACUUGUCAGAGCCAAAGACUCCGAUGGAGAUGGGAGAAAAUUGGCCCACGGGUCCUUGCCCAGCACUCACCUGGGAUGACAAGGAGAAAAGCCACAUGGGUCACUAUAGUCCAGCGGCUGCUUUGACCUUGGUGCCCCCCACUGCGGUGGUUCAAAACCUCCUGGUGCGCGGUGCCCCAGGGGUUUUGCCCUACACGACGGUUGGUGCCUUCGCUUUGGGAUAUUUCAUCUUGGCUGCCUGCAGCUCGACUGCCUGGAUGCCUGGAGGUUUGCUGGUGCCCAUGAUGUGCAUCGGCGCGGCGGUGGGUCGCUUAUAUGGACUCUUUUGGCAUGCAGUCUUGGGAGGAGCACCUCCAAGUUGUGGCAUCCCAUGGAUUCCGGAGUUGAAGCCUUUGUUGCAGGCGCUGUAUCCAAGAACUGAGCCCUUACCGAUGGAACCUGGGAUCCUAGCCUUUGCGGGCUGUGCGGCCUUCCUCAGUGGUAGUGGCUCACUGGUGAUGUUUGUGCUGGUGCUUCUUCUGGAGGUUACUCUCGAUCCCUUUCUGAUCCCCGUGAUCUUGAUCUCCGUUCUCUCGGCCAGAACGGUUACUUCUCUGAUGAAAGCUCACGGCCUGUACCACGAGCUCAUGAAUGUUCAAUCCUUGCCGUUUUUGUCAGAAACUCCACACUGGCGCCAGUCGCACUACGUAGUCCAAGACCUGCUGCACCAGGAUGCCAGAACGCAGCGAAUGAACCAACCUUUCUCCCCUGACUUGGAGGGUCAAUUUGACCGCGAGUUUCCAGAAGUGAUUUCUUUGUCUCGAAGAGCCACAGAGGCGGAGAUUGUUGAAGCCCUUGAGAAGCGUUUGCCAGGAGAUGAACGCACCCUAGUUCAUGGCUUUCCCGUGGUUGAGCCUCCCUCUCCCAAUGAUCCUGGAGGGCAGCUUUGUGGCCUUGUCACCCGGGAAGCCUUGCUGGGUUUGUUGGUUACAACCAAUAGCCAUGGGAGUGGCCGAGUGGAUGUGGUGCCGAACAGUCCAGCUGUGUCUCGUGCUGCUCGAAGUGAGCGCUCUUUGAGUCGAGAGCCUUUCAGUCAGCAUUUCGCAGUACCAGCAGGCCUUGAGGAUGUCAUGGAUUCAGCUCCAUUUGUCGUUCAAGGCUCGACACCUGUGGUUCAAGCUCACAUGCUUUUUGCCCGAUGUGGGUUGCGACAUGUGGUGGUGGUGGACAGCGGACACAGGCCUAUCGGUGUGUUGACACGGAAAAGCUUGAUGCCCUGGCGGACCCCAUGGUUGGAUGAAGACAAUCUUCACAAUGACACAUUCCUGGAACAGAGGGCAGCACAUUCGCCAACCGCGUCGCGCGGGAAUUCUGCACCCAGUACGCCCACCAUCUCCAGGCUGGGAUCCCAUGCCAUCCCAGAGAGAGGACCACACUCCGUUCGAAAGCGCUCCACCGACGUCUUGGAAGGGAAUCUGAGUCCAUUGGCCGAAUCAAUGCGGCUGACCACCAUGACAGCCGAUGAGGCCACAGGCUCUGGAGAAGCAGAGGCCGGAGAGGCUGGAGAGGGUGGACAGAUGGUCUUGGAAGGUGCUGAUGAACCUACGGGUCCGGGUGAAGCUGGUCAGUCCGCAUCACAGUGAUUCGUGCGUUCAUACCUUGUUUGCUGAAUUGUUGGUUCAGCAAGUUUCACCGUCAAGUUGACAGAGGGUCAAGUUGGCAACGUUUGGAGAAA